AUCCCUGUCCGUCUGUGUGUCUGUCUUUGAAGUGGGAAGUAAAAGAAGGCCGCACAAAGCAUAGUUCACUGUAACACAGCAUCGAAUUCAUCGUACAUAGUUACAGUGAUGAUGUAUUUGUUGACUGCGAAACCCUCACUCAGACCUCAAUUCAUACUAUCAUCUUCUCUUUCCUCUUCUUCUUCAACUUCUACUUCUCGAUUCUCUUUCCGAACUCGUUCACCUUCAUCAAUUGCUUUUUCCAGAAAUUCAAACCAUAAAGGAGCACUUUCUUUCAGAAUUCAAGCAUCCAAAAAUGAUGCGGGUGAAUCCAAAUCCCCUAACGGCACUCUGUCAAAGAGCAGGAGAGAAAUCUUACUGGAAUAUGUCAAGACCGUGCAGCCCGAAUUUAUGGAAUUGUUUGUAAAAAGAGCACCUCCACCGGUUGUGGAUGCUAUGCGACAGACAGUGACAAAUAUGAUUGGAACACUGCCCCCUCAAUUUUUUUCUAUAACAAUUGCCACGGUAGCCGAGAACCUUGCCCAGCUUAUGUACAGUGUCAUGAUGACUGGAUACAUGUUUAGAAAUGCACAAUACCGUUUGGAACUGCAAGAAAGUUUGGAACAAGUUGCCCUUCCGGAUGUGCAAGAUAAAAAGGAUAUUCCAGACUAUGCACCUGGGACACAAAAGAAUGUUUCAGGUGAAGUCAUUAGGUGGAACAACAUUUCUGGACCUGAGAGAAUGGAUGCUAAAAAGUACAUUGAAAUACUUGAAGCGGAGAUUGAGGAGUUAAAUCGUCAAGUUGGAAGACAGUCUAGCAAUGCACAAAAUGAACUGUUGGAAUACCUGAAAUCUCUUGAGCCUCGGAAUUUGAAGGAUUUAACUAGUAGUGCCGGAGAGGAUGUUGUGCUUGCGAUGAAUACAUUUAUAAAGCGCCUACUGGCUGUUGCAGAUCCUACUCAAAUGAAGACUAGCGUGACCGAGACUAGUGCUUCCGAACUUGGAAAACUGCUUUAUUGGUUGAUGGUGGUUGGGUACAGCAUUCGCAACAUUGAAGUUCGUUAUGACAUGGAAAGAGUACUCGGAACUACUGCAAAGCUGGCUGAAUUGCCGCCAGGUGAGAAUGUUUAAGCAGCCGAUAAAGUUGGUCAUCAAAGUACUGUUGUCCCCAAGUUGGAGCCAAGUGCCCUAAUUAUUAGAUUUUGCACCUUUUUAUUGAUUGGCUGAAGGCUUAGGAAUGACAUAAAUGAGAAGGCUGCAUUUUUAGAGUUCCGGUAAUCAGUGGUCUCCCGAUAGUUAAUGUGAGGGACCAUUCUUUGUUCCGCUUGGUAAAAUGGAACUUUUCUUUCAAGUUAUACUGACAAGAUAUCAAAGUUUAUUCCUGAAGAUGCAUUACCCUUUGAUUUAUAUGUAACUUAUUUGACAGCCUGAAACUAUGGUGAAUCAUUUAAAUACAGAAAAGGUUGUUGGUUCAUUUUA
Medicago truncatula (barrel medic) is the source of this 1458-nucleotide messenger RNA. RefSeq lists its product as uncharacterized. Lineage: Eukaryota; Viridiplantae; Streptophyta; Magnoliopsida; Fabales; Fabaceae. Bases 109 to 1110 code for a protein of 333 amino acids. The record is from RefSeq and is a predicted model, not a curated record. The transcript has 7 exons.